CUCCAUCAGCUGAGACGUCGACUUCCAAAGAUGCCCGGGGUGUGGGAAUGCCGUGCACUUGUGUGAGCUCUUCUCUUUGCCAUGUUUUUUUUCCCCUCCCAUUAUUUCUGUGUGGACUUUAUGGAAUUAUUUUUUUAAAAAAAAGAAUCUGCUCCUGGUUCAGGUUCCUUCAAAGACGGACAUGAACAACCCUGAGUCCAGCUCGGAAAACUGUCCCCAGGGGCCGUGGCGCUCGGUCCCGGAGGCUCUUGGUGGUUCCUGCAGUGCCCAGUCAUCCCAGUAACACCAAUUAGGAUAUUUCAGCUGGUGACUUUGUUUUUUUGACCAGUUUUUUUGGUUUUUUUCAAGAGCAUUUGAGCCGCUUCCCCACCGUCUGAUGUGUUCAGUCAAGGCUUGGGACUGUCUUUGACGUGAUGCUCUGUGGGAGUGGUUUGAGUGAGGUUUGGUUUGGUUUUCCUGCAGCCACAUCGGAGGUGGAAUGGCCUUGCCGAGGUCUGGAACGCCAGGCAGACCCAGUGCAGAGGUUGUAUCCCAGCGAUGCUCCAGGGUCCGUGUCCCUGCCCCGUAUCCCGGCAUCCAGGGGCUGGCAGGGGCCUGGACCUCGGUGCCAGGUUUUCCAGCUGCGUCUCCCUGCUGAGCUGGGUGGGAGAGGAGGGAAGAGAUGCCGUGGUGCUGCUGGGAUGGAGCCUUGGGCCUGGAUCUCCUACCCCUGUGUCUUCCCCAUCCAGCCAGACAGGUCUGGCCACAGUCCCCUGGCAUGGGAUGAGUCCAGAGGGUCCCAGCGCCCAGCUCCUGGAUCCCUUCCCUCUGCUCCCUCAUGGCUGGGCUUUCCUUGGAGCAGCUUCAGGUCACUGGGGCCGAGGGAACCCCUCGUCCCCCCUCACCCCUCCUGUGUGCCACGGCCUUCCCAUGGCCCUGGACCCGCCGGGAGAAGCGGAGUGAGCGCUGCCGGUGAUGGGCCCCGGAGCACCAAAGGGGAGCAGGGCUGGCAGCCCCUGAAAGGUGGGAUCCCCUGGGCCAGAGAAUAUCAGGGAGAGCUGGACACCUGCACUUGCCCUGUUGGAUGUCAUUUUUGGUGUCCUCUUCUCCAGCUCCUCACCAUAUCACACCGGCGCUGCCUCCCGGCACAUCCCCGUCAGAGGAUAAUUAGCAAUAACGAACUUCGAGGCAACGGUAACUGGAAUAUCCAGGCUGCACAUGGGACACUUAUGCAAUCAGGUUCCUCAUCCAUCAGUCUCCUGGUCAGCUUCCAGCACCUCCAUCCCCGUUCUCCCCCACAGCCCCCGCGUGUACAGUCCCUCCAGCCCCUGUACAGCGUCACCGUGGGGAGGGACAGCCCCCCCUGCUCUCAAGGGACCCUUUCAUCUUAUUUAUUUGCUUCUAAUUUAUACAUAUAUAUAAAUAUAUAUAAAAUUAUUUUGCUUAAAUUUCUAUGGUACACAAUAGAUGAAAAAUGAUGAAGACAGAAGUGUCUGUCUGAGUUUUUGCAGCACGAGUACGAUCCCCCUCGGCUCAUCCCCGAGGUCGGGGGAUGGUGAUGGAGUGAUUCCCAAAGCAGGGAAGUUGUGUUUUGCUCCAAAGCUGGAUGCAGUAGUAUGGGAAAGGUUUUCCAGAGACAUUCCCCUCUGGAAACGAUUUGUUUGGGGUUUGAGGGGCGGCACUCGAGAUCCCUGGGAAUGGGAUGCUCCAAACUGCUUCCCAGGUCCUGGGUGUCACAGCCGCUGCUCCGGCGUGUUCACUCCCUCCAGACCCUUCCUGGAGCUGUGCCCUGGCUCGGGAAAGUCGAUGCAGGUCUUAAAUGAUCCAGACUUCAUUAAAUGUGGGAUUCAGCCCGUGGAGAGCUGCCGGUGUCCCGGCCCCAGGUGUCCUUCCUGGGAGAGCAGAGGAUGCUCCACACUGAUCCCGGUGCCGCUGGGUUGGUUUGUGGCAGCACCAAAGUGUCCCGGGGGAUUUAUCCCACUUGAGGCCUGAAUUGGGUUUGUAAAAUGGGCUAAAAGUUGAGCUUUUCAGAAUGCCUUACUUUUCCUUUUUGCUGUGUCAAUGCAACUGUCACCUGGGAGCUUGGAGAGGGGAGAAACUCCAGCACGGGCUGUUCCCGAAGCUGGAUCUGGGUGUUCCCGCAGCAGAGGAGGGCGGGGAGCAGGAUGUUGCCCUGUAAGUGCUGGCUCCGAGGGUCCUGCUGGGCUCUGGGGCCCUGAGAGGUCCUCUCUGAUGUGCCCCCAUGGCCACAUCCAUCUGGGAAUCCCCAUCACAACCCUGCACAGCUCCAUGGAGCACAGGGGAGCACGAGGAGCACCCCCAACCCAGGAAUCCCCCGGAUUUUAGGCUAAUUGGAAAAAUUGCUCCAUCUUCCAGAGUUCAUCUGUCAGCAGCACUUAACCAGAGCACCAUCUCCUGGUCCCUCUGUUCCUCCUGGAGGAUUUUAGUGUCAUUCCACUGUAAAUGCUGUUGAAUGUAUUUUCUUUUUGAACAAUAAUAUAUUGUGAGUGAUCCCUCUUCUCCUUCACGGAAAUAAAACUUGGAUUCGGGAGAUAGGAAGAG
Messenger RNA from Neopelma chrysocephalum (saffron-crested tyrant-manakin), 2541 nucleotides. RefSeq lists its product as uncharacterized. The coding region runs from base 414 to 1457 and encodes 347 amino acids. Lineage: Eukaryota; Metazoa; Chordata; Aves; Passeriformes; Pipridae. The transcript is spliced from 2 exons. The record is from RefSeq and is a predicted model, not a curated record.